CUAUUUUCUCUGUUCUCAUUUUUUCCUUCCUCAUCUUCAUCUUUCUAUAUCUUUCCCCUUCUUGUCACGAUGGCCGAUCAAUUUUCUCCACCAGACAGCUAUAGCUCGAGCUCCUGGCUCUAUGGUGACAGUAGCAGCAAUGGCAUUUCAUCGACAACCAUAGUCUGGAUUGUGGUUGGCGUAUUGAUUGGCCUUUUUGUGCUUGCGUGUGUUUAUAUCGUUGCAAAGAAGUGUGACCUUGGUUUGGACUGCAUGUGCAGGGGCGGAGUGGUUCCCAAAUCUCAGAUGAAACAGUGUGAAUCAAAGGAUUGAUUUGCUGCCCACCUGCAAGUCCGUAUUAUGGUUAGGCAAAACUAGCAGAAUAAUUGAAAGUUACAUUGCAACUACGUACGAUGUUAUCUUUUCUUUCUUUCUUUCUUUCUUUUUUUUUUUUCUUUUUUUUUGGGUUAAUUUUCAUGAAUUUUAUUUCUAGACUGUAUGUGGCAUUAUCACUUUUUCUGUUUAUGACAUGCUAGAUCAAAUUAAUUAUUGAAUGUUAU
Molecule: messenger RNA, 539 nt
Organism: Rubroshorea leprosula
Lineage: Eukaryota; Viridiplantae; Streptophyta; Magnoliopsida; Malvales; Dipterocarpaceae
Source: the annotation of a GenBank genome assembly